AGUAUAUAAAAAGUUGCUGGCCAGGAAAUAAGAAAAGAUAGAGAAAAAACAGACAUGGAGCUCACACACAUGGCCAACAACCAUGUCCUAACAUAUUUGAAACCUUUUACUCCAAAACUACCUUCAUCAUCUUCCACAACAUACACUUCACUUUCACUACACCACAUCACAUCAAUAACCAAAGCAAGUCUCACAACCAAAAACAACCCAAAUGGGCUUCCCAAAGAUGAGCCUAAAAUCACCAUACCAACCAUGAGAGACAUUCUAGAUUCAUCAAAACAACAAAAACUUGAGCUCAGGCUUCAAACUCUUGGACCCUUUUUCCGAAUAACAGCGAAAAGGUCGGAUAGUGAAGCAGAGAUUGGGAGGGCUGAAGGGAUAAUAAGGGUGUGGUUUGGAAGGAAGAUUUUGCACUUGGAUUCCAUCAAGUUGACUAGAGAAACAUUGGGAAUGGACAAGUCCAUUUUUGGGAUUGGUGUGUUUCUUGGAGCAGUGGCUGUUAGAUAUGGAUAUGAUUGUGGAUGUACUUGUGCUGAGUUACUGGCUAUUAAUGACUCUGAUCUUUAUCACAAAAAGCUGGUUAAAUUUUACACAAGAAUCGGAUUCAAGACGGUAUAUGAAGUCACAGGUUCUUCGAUGGGAGACUACACUCAUAUGCUGGUGUGGGGAGGCGUUGGGACAAGAAUGGAGGCUAAUGUGGAACACCUUCUUGUUAAAUGGUGCACUAGAUUCAUUCCUAAGAAAUAAUACUUCAUUUUCCUAUGACUAAGGUAUCAUCACCAUUCCAAAAAUCGAUUAUAGAUUUUAAUAUUCACCUUUUUUUGACCAUUGAGUAUGAAGUCCAUUUUGAAACUGAUAGUACAAGAAAAUGCUGAUCAACAUUUGCCAUUUUAAAACCUGUUAUCUGGUCAUUGUUUUGUAUGGAAAGUGAAGUAUUAUCAAGUCCUAUCAGUAUCCGUCGGCUUCUGCAACAAAUAUACAGUUUUGUUUAAA
Daucus carota subsp. sativus is the source of this 993-nucleotide messenger RNA. RefSeq lists its product as uncharacterized. Bases 55 to 747 code for a protein of 230 amino acids. NCBI's taxonomy places the organism in Eukaryota, Viridiplantae, Streptophyta, Magnoliopsida, Apiales, Apiaceae. The transcript is spliced from 2 exons. The record is from RefSeq and is a predicted model, not a curated record.